AGAAAAUAAAGAAAGAGUGAAAGACUAAUCUCACUGGAAUUACAGAUGUCUUUUUCUUGAGAGAUCAGUCCUUCAUAAAUCCUAUUUACGACAGUCUAUUUGUCAAUAUAAAUAAAGGUAUUCGAUAUAACAACAACAACAAACAAACAUAAGAAAUCACUUUUUAGCACAACACAAAGUGGUAUGUGUUCUAUAAAAUGACCGCUAGAUGUCAGUAUAAGUCUCAGUACAAAGUGCCGACUAAAAUAAAUAAAAAUCUAAUAGCCUAUCUUAGGUUUAACUGUGAAAACAACUUUAUGAGAAAAUAGUAGUUAAUGUCACCUUUAAGAGAUGAGUCAUAGUCUUGUGGCCUCAGACCUGUUGAUAAGAACAGUAGGCUAUAUAACGGGUAUAACCAUGUUGCUUUUUAGUCUUUUCUUUUUGAGUAAACUUUAGAAACGGUGCACGAGAAGGGUCCCGCCUCUUUGGCAUCCAUAAGGAAACACCAGCCAACCAAGCACGGAGGCUUUAAAGCUUCUCCGGGCAUGACCAACAGAGAGCAUCACCCCUGCGUUUAGACACCGUUUUUUGUCGGAAGUCAGGUGGAUGGAGCAGCUGAUGGGCGGGGGCGGUCCACGGGAGCGGUGAAGCGUCUUAGUGAGUGACAGCGUGGAAAAGAAAUAUGAGAGGAGAGUCUUAAGUUAGGAAUAACUGGCCUGUGGCAUUUAAAACAAAAAAAUUGUAGCUCGGGCUUAUCUUAGAGGUAUAGAUCCGCGUUGCAGUGAUAAAAAAUAAAUAAAUCCGCAGCUCAUCGAAAUGCGGAACAGAAGAAAGUUAAAAAUUCCUUAAUCAACUACGUAGGGUAGUCCUCUCUGGUUUGAGUGCAAUCAUGUAGACUCGUCCUUUAGCCGAUGCGACGAGAAACACUUCGGAGAGUAGCUCGUAGUUUGUGGUGAACUCCAUCUGGCCGCAGAAGCAGGACGCAGGUUUAAUUUGCGCUCUUGGUUCCGUCCGUGCCGUAUGCAGCUCCUGCCACUCUAGCCAACCAUGGCACGACUGAGGAGGAAAGCGUGCAUAGCUCUGUUUCUUUUCACGCUGUUCAUCUUUGGGACCAUGAUGGGACUGAGGACCCUGAAGCCCAGUGACGGUUUCUCGGACUUGGCUCCGGGCUUGGAGCUCCUGCCGAUGAUCGGAGGAAAGAUGGACCGGCGCUCAGUGUCCCGUGAUGGGACCGCUUCCCCGGGUCAAGCCCGUCCGCCUGGCAGCAACGCCAAAGCCGUGUUGUCUAACACCGGCCCCGAGGGGACCAUAUUUUAUGAUGUUCAUAUUUUCUACUAUAUGUGGUACGGCAACCCACAUAUGGACGGUAAAUACAUUCACUGGGAUCACAUCCUAGUCCCGCACUGGGACCCUAAGAUCGCAUCCAGCUACCCGAGAGGGAAACACAUGCCGCCCGAGGAUAUCGGCUCCAGUUUCUACCCCGAACUCAAUUCGUACAGCUCGCGGGAUCCGGAUGUGUUGGAGUCCCACAUGGAGCAGAUCGGAGCAUCCGCAGCAGGUGUUCUGGUCCUGUCCUGGUAUCCUCCUGGAGUAGCUGAUGACAACGGGGAACCUGCUGAGGAUUUGGUACCAGCUGUACUGGAUGCAGCAUAUAGACACAACCUCAAGGUUGCAUUCCACAUCCAACCAUACAGAGGACGAAACGAUCAGAGCGUGCAUGACAACAUCAAGUACAUCAUUGACAGGUAUGGCGACCACGGAGCGUUCUACAAGUUCACUACCAGCACAGGGAAGAGUCUUCCUCUGUUUUACAUUUAUGACUCCUACCUAACUCCACCCGAGUCCUGGUCUGAGUUUUUGACACCGACUGGCUCCCACAGCGUGCGUGGGUCAGCUUACGACUCCGUCUUUAUAGCCCUGAUUGUGGAGGAGCGUCAUAAGCACGACAUCCUGGCAGGCGGCUUCGAUGGCAUGUACACUUACUUUGCCUCUAACGGCUUCUCCUUUGGCUCUUCUCACCAGAACUGGAAAGCCAUCAAAGCUUUCUGCGAUGGGAACAACCUCCUUUUUAUCCCCAGCGUGGGGCCUGGUUACAUUGACACCAGCAUUCGGCCGUGGAACAACCACAACACACGCAACAGGGUGAACGGACGUUACUACGAGACAGCCCUGCAGGCGGCACUCAACGUGCGCCCAGAGAUUGUCACCAUAACAUCUUUUAAUGAAUGGCACGAGGGGACGCAGAUAGAAAGGGCUGUGCCUAAAAAAACUGUGACACGGGUUUACUUGGACUAUCAGCCACAUGGGCCUGAUCACUACCUGGAGCUGACCCGCCGCUGGGCCGAGCAGUUCAAUAAAGAAAAGGAGCAGUGGCUCAUGUGAGCUUUCAUCAAACUGACUUGAAACGGCACGCUGUAGUGGAAGUGUGUGCACACAUGAAAGAGGAGGCAAGAGAGCGAUUGAUUGAUAUAGUUUUGAGUGCAGAAGGACAUGCUGUUACCUUUUUUAAACAUGCUGGAUGCGAGAGGUCCUAUAGAUGUGUGUGCAAAUUCAAAGAUAGGAUACAAAGCGUAUCAAAAACCCAGACUUGUAAAAUGCUCUGUGGGUCUGUCUCUAAUCUCCACCACACAAUUGGUACGUUGAAAUGUCUGCCCGAUAAUUUAUUGUAUUUCUAAAUACAGUAAGCCACCAUCUCAUGCCCCUUUAUAUGGUGAAAUAAUAGAACUGAAGACACUGUAGUUUUCAUUUACCCAUAACAUACAAUUUGACCCUUUACCCAGGUUCAGAGAGCUUUUUAAAAUGGGGAUGAUGUGGUGUUUUACAACUUGUCACUGUCACACAACAUCAUAAUUUGUAAAGGUAAAUUUGGAACAUUAUAGCAUGUUAGCUCAACUUGUAAAAACACAGAACAUGACAGUUUCUCACAGCAGAUCCCCUGCAUCCAUUUCACUCGAUCUCUAACAUCUUCCUCUGUCACGCCAACCAUCUGCACGUCCUCCUGCCUGAAAGCAUCAAUCUUCAGCAUCCUUCGUCCAGCACAUCCACCAUCGCCUCUCUAACCUUGCCUCCAAACUGAGAGUCACCCUGAUAUCCUCAUUUCCAAUCCUGUCCAUUCUGCCAGUAAAAUCUUAACAUCUUUUACUCCACCUCCAGCGUGACAACUUGCCCUUUCGUUAUUGCCGCUGUCUCUAAACCAUAUAUCACAACAGGUCUCACUACCAUCUCAUAAACUCUUUUACUCUUGCCAUCCUUCACCAACAAACUAACUUACCAAGAAUACUCAUUUCUGAUCUACCCAAAUAAAAUUGGGUAAUUUCAACCGCUCCUUUAUUUCCUGAGGCCUCUGACACAGAUUUUACUCUAGGUACUAUUGACACAACCCUCCCAUUCAUCAGCGCAAGCUUGUGAGUCCCCGAGGCUGGGAUUGUGUCUCCUCUUUGUCUCAAGCUGGGGAUCUUUCCCAUAUUACGUGUCAAGUACUACACCACAGACCCGAUAUCUACCCAAAUACAAUUGGAGAUUGAGUAAUUCCUAUAUGAAAAGACUUCACUGUAAGCAUAUGGGACUCUGCUUUUUUUUUUCUCCACUGAAGCAAGAAGUCAGGACAUGAAAGUCUAUGGCUCAAAGUGAUUGAACGCAUUAAUGAAUAUAAACCUGCCCACUGACUGGGGCACCCUGGGGCACACUCUGUAUAGACUUGAUUAAGAUUCUGAUAGCUUUUAAAAUGAAAGGUUUCGCAGAGACAGGCGUUUUUGAGAAUAAAAGUGCGUUCUCUGAAUGAUCCGAAGUUGAUUUCCCUGUCCAGGUUGCCAGUAAGUGGUUUCUGCUCCUUUUUAAACACUUAACAUUGCUCUAUUGAUUUCACCCUCCAUUAAGAAGCUGUUUUGAGUGAAAAUCCAG
Messenger RNA from Haplochromis burtoni (Burton's mouthbrooder), 3879 nucleotides. Its product is annotated as glycoprotein endo-alpha-1,2-mannosidase-like protein. NCBI's taxonomy places the organism in Eukaryota, Metazoa, Chordata, Actinopteri, Cichliformes, Cichlidae. Gene Ontology annotation, molecular function: alpha-mannosidase activity. The transcript is spliced from 4 exons. Gene Ontology annotation, cellular component: Golgi apparatus. The record is from RefSeq and is a predicted model, not a curated record. The coding region runs from base 1027 to 2361 and encodes 444 amino acids.